AUGAAUACCCGUCAAGUCAUCGAUGAGUCCGUUGGGCCCUACUCACUAUCCGCCACUUUCAACCAUGACAGCAGUUGCUUCUCCGUGGGCUUGGAGACAGGUUUCUGCGUGUUCAAUGCAAAUCCUUGUGAGCUCAAAGUCUCCCGCGACUUCAAUGCUGGUAUUGGUGUAGUCGAGAUGCUCGGCCAGUCAAAUUAUCUUGCCAUCGUCGGUGGCGGACGAACCCCCAAGUUCCCCCAGAACAAGCUCAUUAUUUGGGACGAUGCGAAACAAAAAGCCGCCAUUACCCUCGAGUUUCGCACUUCCGUCCUUGGCGUCCGCCUAUCCAAGUCUCGAAUCGUCGUCGCAUUGUUGAACAGUAUCCACGUAUUUGCUUUCUCAACUCCCCCACAGAAGCUAUCUGUAUUUGAAACCUCCGACAACCCACUGGGUUUGGCUUGCCUGGGCCAAAAGGUUCUUGCUUUCCCUGGCCGGUCCCCUGGGCAGGUACAAUUAAUAGAGCUGGAAACAGGAAAUAUCAGCAUUAUACCGGCACACAGCUCUGCAUUAAGGGCAAUGGCUCUAAGCCCAGAUGGAGAGGUGCUGGCGACGGCCAGUGAAACCGGUACUUUGAUUCGAGUAUUUUCAGCAGCAAAUUGUACGAAAUUGGCCGAGCUUCGCCGGGGUGUAGACCACGCAGUGAUAUUCUCUUUAUCUUUUUCACCGUCUAACAUUCUCCUUGCUGUAACAUCCGACAAAUCUACCCUACACGUUUUCGAUGUACCCCAUCCAACUCACGUUGGACGUCCUAGCCAGUCUCCAGCAUCUGCAACAGAGGAGGGCUCAAAUCAGAAGUGGGGAAUCUUAAGCAAAUUGCCCCUCAUGCCACGAGUGUUCUCGGACGUGUACUCGUUCUCCAGUGCGCAUUUCGAGAUGGGCGAUGAAGCAAUUCCAGGAUCCCCAUCCGCGCCAGGACUAGGUUCAUCUUUGGGCCGACCACCUAAAGGCGUCAUAGGCUGGCAGGAUGACCAGACCAUUUUGGUGAUUGGCUCGGGUAGAGAAGGCCGUUGGGAGAAGUUCAUUCUUCGAGAUGGUGAAGAUGGAAGGCGAUAUUGUAUCAGAGAUGGGUGGAAAAGAUAUCUUGGCGGGUGA
Messenger RNA from Penicillium pulvis, 1131 nucleotides. Its product is annotated as phosphatidylinositol-3,5-bisphosphate binding protein HSV2. Gene Ontology annotation, biological process: protein lipidation; protein localization to phagophore assembly site; nucleophagy. The transcript is spliced from 5 exons. Gene Ontology annotation, molecular function: protein binding; phosphatidylinositol-3-phosphate binding; phosphatidylinositol-3,5-bisphosphate binding. Bases 1 to 1131 code for a protein of 376 amino acids. Gene Ontology annotation, cellular component: phagophore assembly site membrane; cytosol; extrinsic component of membrane. Lineage: Eukaryota; Fungi; Ascomycota; Eurotiomycetes; Eurotiales; Aspergillaceae. The record is from RefSeq and is a predicted model, not a curated record.